UAUGAAAUGCCAAAUACAACUCCGAAGACAAACCCCCACACGGAAACCCACCCGAAGUCCCUUUCCCUCUCCCUCCCUGAAGAUUUCAGCAAUUCGUCGAAGAAUCGACUGAUUGAUAGAUAGACCAAUCAAGAAAGCAAGCAAGCAGUCGAUCAAUCGAUCAAUCAAUAGUUCUUUGUCUUGAUUUGAUGGAGUGCGAGCUUCCAUCAAGAGCAAGCGGAGUUCUGGCUCAGAUAACCCUAAUUCGUGGACAUUGAAACACUAGAAUUCGAAGUUGAAACAAGAGUUCAGGCAGAGCUGCAGAGAUGUUUCCGUGGAACAUCGCCAAAUCGGCGGAGGCGAUGUUCUCUCGAUGGGCCAUAAAGAGGGCGUGCAAGUUCUUGCUGAAGAAGAAACUAGGGCAAUUCAUUCUAGGCGACAUCGAUCUCAACCAGCUCGACGUGCAGCUCAGAGCCGGCACAAUUCAGCUUUCCGAUCUCGCUCUCAAUGUCGAGUAUAUCAAUCAGAAGUUUUGUCCUGCAGCAUCUGUUGCCGUGAAAGAAGGAUCAAUUGGUUCUCUAUCAGUAAUAAUGCCUUGGAAGGGUAAAGGAUGUGAGAUUGAGGUGGAUGAACUUGAGCUCGUGCUUGCCCCCGCUGGGGGGCUUAAUUACCAAUUCGAAUCUGAGAGUGGUCUACCCAGGAAAGAAGGAAAUUAUGGUGUCAACCAUGAGCCUAGUAAAGUUGAACAUGAAAAUUUGGAGAACUCUAGUAUUUCUGCUUUCACAGGUAUACAUGAAGGAGUUAAAACCAUUGCCAAAAUGGUUAAAUGGUUACUCACUAGCUUCCAUGUAAAUAUUAAAAAAUUAAUUGUGGCAUUUGAUUCCUCUUUAGUGGAGAAUGAAAAGAAUGCAGGGUCCUACAAAACCUUGGUUCUUCGAAUUUCUGAGGUGGAAUGUGGAACACGCAUUUUUGAAGAGGUUAUUUCAAAUACUGAUGAUAAAGUUGAUGACUUUCUUGGGUUGAAUCAAUUGACAAACUUUGUGAAGUUUCAAGGUGCAAUACUAGAAUUUCUCCAGAUGGAAGGUGUUGACAAUGAAGCCAUCCUUCCAUGUGCUCCGGGAACAAAUUUUGGUGAAUGGUAUACAGCAUGUUGUCCGUCAAAUGCUAGGACUCCAGUUGUUACUGGGGAGCGAGGUGGAUUCUCGGGAACCUUAAAACUAAGUAUUCCUUGGAGGAAUGGCACUUUAGAUAUUUGCAAAGUGGAUGCUGAUGCUUAUAUUGAUCCAUUAGAAUUAAGAUUACAACCUAGCUCCAUAAAAUGGUUCUUAUAUUUGUGGGAAAUUAUUAAAGGUUCGGGUAAGAGUGCUAGUGAUCAUGCGAAUUGCAAUGUUACAGGAUCUGUUAGUUUCAACUCAUCAUCCCAUUGCUAUCCGUCAACAUCAGAUUCUUUUGUAACUUCAAGUGAUAAUAGCAUUCCAUGCAAUGAAAAUUCCUUCUCCAAUAUCAGUUUGCCACUGGGGAAAGAAACAGCAAUAGCUGCUCUGCUGCCAGAGUCACAACUGAUAUCAGAUUGGGUGCCUUUCUCAAAUCAGAGGGAUAGUACUGAAGGUGAACCAGAUUUUGGAGCCAGCAUAGAACAGUUUUUUGAAUGCUUUGACAGUCUAAGGAAUUCUCAAUCAGCAUUAGGGAGCAGCGGGAUGUGGAACUGGACAUCUUCAGUUUUUGGUGCAAUAACUGCAGCAUCCAACCUUGCUUCUGGAUCUUUGCACAUUCCAUCUGAACAGCAGCAUGUUGAAACCAAUCUUAAGGUAACUCUUGCUGGAAUUUCUAUUCUUUAUUCCCUUUUUGAUGGGGACCUGCAGCAUUCAUGUGGUCCAAAGGGUGAUAAAACAAAUGUUGGUUCAAAUGUUCAUUAUCUGGGUAUAAAAGUCCAGGACAUGCUUCUGGUGUUGCAGGUAUGUCCGCAAGAAACCAAUUUUAAUGCAACAGUGGAGUGUAUUGAGCUCGUUGAUCACUUCAAUCAUGGAUAUGAUAAUCCCGAAUUUGGUUUUCAUGCCUGUAAUGAUAUUGAAAAAGAGAUGCAUCUGAUCCAACAAAAGCAGGCUGCUGUACACGAUGCUCUCCCUCCAUUUUGCUCAUCUAACAAGCAUCCUAAGUCAGAUAAACAAAAUGGAUGUCAAGCUGCAGAUUUUUCAUGUCCAGUGUCUUGCACAGAUAGAGGUAUUAGCAAAACAAAUUGUAAAGGGAUAUAUAGUGAUGAUGUAGUAAAGGUUACCUUGCUCAGAACUUCAGGUGCCAUGCAGUGCCAAUUUACCAUGAAUUCUCGUUCUUCUGAUGACAAUUUUAUGAGGUUGACAUCUUUUUCAUUAAAGCUGCCACCAUUUGUUUGCUGGGUGGACUUCCAUUUGAUCAAUAUGAUAAUGGUUCUUCUGGAAGAAGUUGGAAAGUCCUCUGAAAUGGAUGGCCUAAGAGAUGGAUCUUCAUCUGAGGGAAGUAAGAUUUGCACUUUGUCUCAGCGGGAAACUAAAAGGAAUUCUCAUUCUAAUUUGGCAACAGUGUCUCCGGAAGAAACUUUGAGAGGCAAUAUAUUCCUCCCCACUGCAAGGGUAAUUUUCUGCUUCCCUUUUAAUGUUGACAGGGAUUUUAGAACCUAUUCUUUGUGGGAUCAGUUUAUUGUUCUUGACUUUUGUUCACAAGCAACUUUGGGUGAGGGAAGCGUUCAGACCACCAUUCCAUUUCCAAAUGCAAGUUCUCAGAAGAGGUAUUCUUCUUCGAAAACGUCAAGGUCCUUCCAUUUGAAUAUAGGAGAUCUUGGUGUCUACUUAAUCAACUCUUCUUCCAAUAGCAAUUCAGGGAGUGACAUGGGUGGGGUUGAGAGACAGACAUUUUUGGCCGAGAACAUUUUCUCUGCUACAAAUAGAAGCGGUCACUUAUCCGUUAUUAGCAUGCUUUGGCUGAGAUCUCUGACUGAUUCUGGGAUAGCAAACAAAGCCAAGCUUUUAGCUACUUCAGAGGAUUCUUGGGCUAGAAAUUGGUCUGGAAAAGGUUAUGAGUUUGCCUCUGUAACUACGGCAAAAGCUACAGAAGACUUAGGUAAUCUUGCACGACAAGAGAUGAUUUUAAGCUCUGCUUUUUCCAUGCAUGCUUCUCUGCCUCCAGUUAAAAUAAAUCUAAGCAGUUCUCAGUAUAAGGGCUUGCAUCAUCUUCUACAACAGGCAAUUAAUGGAAUAUCAUGUGUAUUGCAUGAUCCAGCUAAUGCUAAGACUGAUAUUGUGUCUCAAAUGUCAAUUUUCGUGGAAUGUGAUUCUGCAGAAAUUUGUCUUUGCCUGGAAAACGUAGAGACUGUGAAAGGGCCGAUUCAGAAUGAACUUCCUGGAUCCUGGCAUCAUUUAAAGCUAGAAGUUAAGAAAUUUCAGUUGCUAUCGGUCUCAAAUAUUGGUGGAAUUUGUGGUGCCAAUUUUCUUUGGGUUGCCCAUGGUGAAGGCAAUUUGUGGGGUUCUGUUACUGGAAUUCCUAGCAAAGAGUUUCUUCUGAUCUCAUGUAGCAACUCCACCAUGGGUCGAGGUGAUGGUGAAGCUUCAAAUGUGUUGUCUUCUAAAUUUGCAGGUUCUGAUAUCAUACACCUGUGGGAUCCGGAGACAGGUCAGAGUUGUAUGUCCAUAACUGUCAGAUGUGGAACCAUCAUUGCAACAGGUGGUCGCUUGGAUUGGUUUGGCACAAUAUCCUCCUUCUUCAGUGUGUCCUCUCCUGAUAUUGAACAAGCAAGUGAGAAAAAUUUGGAUAAGGGAAACUCUGUGGAAAGUGAUUCUUCUUUUGUUCUUAAUUUGGUGGAUGUUGGAUUAAGUUAUGAACCAUACUUUAAGGGUCCAUUUACUAGUGAAGUUUUUGAUUUUGAGACCAGCUCAGUCAAUGUUAAUGAAGUGAUCCAAGGACAAUAUUUUGCUUGCCUCCUAGCAGCUUCUUCAUUAAAAGUUUCCAACAAAAAAGUAGGAGAUUGUAAUGGUGACUACAAAAUUAGAUUGCAAGAUCUAGGCCUGCUCCUUCAUAUGGUGCCAGGACCUGAGAAUGUUGGUGGCGCAUAUAGUGUGGAGCAUCUUCACAAGGUUGGCUACGUUAAAGUUGCUCAAGAGGCGCUUAUCCAAGUUACUUUAAGAGUGAAUUGUGAGGAUGGCCUUCUUUGGGAAUUUGAAUGUUCUGACUCUCACAUUUCCCUGGAUACUUGCCAUGACACCACCUAUGGCUUGAUUCAUCUGGCAGCACAGCUUCAACAGCUUUUCGCUCCUGAUGUGGAGGAAUCUCUUGUUCACUUGCAGACUAGGUGGAAUAAUGUUCAGAAGGCACAAGAACGUGAAGAAACUAGGUUUGCCGGUGGUGAUUCUGCACCUUCAACUUCUCAUUCUUCGUGUCUAGGUAUGAAAAGUAAUAUAGGUGCAAUCAACUUGAUGGAUGAGAUUUAUGAAGAUGCAUUUCAAAUGGACGGACAGUGGGAUGACUUAUCAGACUCUUCUGGAUCCCCAUUUCAUAUUUCAGUUGAUGAUAAUCUUCUUGAAGAGACAUAUGACUUUAGUGCCACAAACUCUGACAGUUUUUCCUUUAAUGACUCACUGCCCUUAAAUGUAUUGGAAAGUAGUCAGCCUUCAUUUUUCCAGAAAAGCUUUCCUGAGUUUAUAGAAGGCUACUUAACUGAGUUCAGCUCCAUGUCAGAUCCAUCUCAAAAGAAACAAUCAUCUGAUGAUAUUCCUGAACAAAAAUCCAGUAAUAUGGGAAAGGGGGAUGUUAAGAGAGUAAACAGUGGUUGGUAUGGGGAUGGCUCAUUGAAUAUUCUGGAAGAUCAUCUCUCAGAUGUGAGUAAACAACCUGGUCCUCAACAACUUGUAGCAGAGGAGGCUAUUGCUAACUUUUGCAGAAAACAUGAUGAUCAAGGAAAAGUGAGGGGUCGUGUACUUUUGAAGAACAUUAAUGUUAUCUGGAGAAUGUAUGCUGGAUCUGAUUGGCCCAACCUGCAGAAAAAUGCCAUUCAUUCUCCAGUUAUCUGUGGAAGGGAUAGGACUGUUUAUCUUGAGCUUGUAUUGUCUGGAAUUGACUUCCAGUAUGAAAUUUAUCCUGAGGGUGAUAUAUGUGUAUCAAGGCUAUCUCUGUCUGUCCAGGAUUUUAAUCUCAAUGAUAACAGCCAGAAUGCACCAUGGAAACUGGUGCUCGGAUAUUAUCAAUCAAAGGAUCAUCCUAGACAAUCAUCUUCUAAAGCAUUCAAGCUGGAUUUAGAAGGUGUUAGACCUAAUCCUUUGAUUCCUAUUGAGGAGUAUCGGCUGCGCACUGCUUUCCUUCCUAUGCUUUUGCAACUCCAUCAGAACCAACUUGAUUUUCUCAUCAGCUUCUUUGGAGGGGAAAGCUUGUCUGUUAACCAGUCUCCACAUGCUCCUCAGGACUUGACUGAACCAGAAGUGUUUCCAGGAAAGAGUAGUAAUUUUGGAGGUCAUACUAUCUGUGAGGAGGCUUUGCUUCCUUAUUUUCAGAUGUUUGAUAUGUGGCCUGUUCUUGUUCGUGUCGAUUACAACCCCCGCCGUGUUGACUUGGCAGCUUUAAGGGGUGGGAAGUAUGUGGAGCUUGUCAACUUGGUUCCUUGGAAGGGAGUAGAACUACAACUUAAGCAUGUGCACGCUAUUGGUGUUUAUGGUUGGAACAGCGUUUGUGAAACAAUAGUAGGGGAGUGGUUGGAAGAUAUUUCUCAAAAUCAGAUUCAUAAACUCUUGCAAGGGCUUCCCCCCAUUCGGUCAUUGGUUGCCAUGGGUUCUGGUGCUGCAAAGUUGGUUUCUUUGCCUGUAAAAAGCUACAGGAAGGAUCACAGAUUGCUGAAAGGAAUGCAAAGAGGUACAAUUGCAUUUCUUAGAAGUAUUUCACUAGAAGCUGUUGGGCUUGGAGUACAUUUGGCAGCAGGUGCCCACGACAUUCUGCUUCAAGCUGAAUAUAGUCUUGCAAGCAUUCCACCAUCUAUAUCAUGGCCUGUGCAAAGCAGAACAAGUACAGAUGUGAGAUCUAAUCAGCCUAAAGAUGCCAGACAAGGAAUUAAACUGGCUUAUGAAAGUAUUAGUGAUGGCCUUGGAAAAACUGCUUCUGCUUUAGUUCAAACUCCCUUCAAAAGAUACCAACGCGGUGCUGGUGCAGGAUCUGCAUUAGCAACUGCUGUUAAGGCAGCUCCAGCAGCCGUUAUAGCCCCUGCUUCAGCUGCUGCACGUGCAGUGCAUUGUGCUCUUCUUGGUGUCAGGAACAGUCUUGAUCCUGAACACAAGGAUGAGUCAAUUAAAAAAUAUUUGGGUGCUAAUCAGCCUUGGAAGAAAAUAGCAGAGGGCUGAAAGCACAAGGAAAUUCUCUAUAACCUGUUGCUCAUUUCAGAAAAACACCAAAAGAAAAGAAAGGAAGAUAAUUUUGAAGCUCCCUUUGGUUUCUAUGGAACUGUAUCAUGUAAGUUGAAGCUCUCACAGGCUUUUACAAGCCCAACUUGCAGACGCCAAGGUUACUUUGAACUAUGAUCCAUCCAGUUGCCAGAGAAGGGAUUUGCAUUUUUUUAACUGGUGUACAGAUGGUGAAACCAUUCAACAGAUUCUUUCUUUGCUGGAAGAGAAGAUAAAUAGUCCUGUAAAAAAGUGUAAAUAGGUGGGCUUAUAUAUAUACAGUUGACCUGAAAAGCCGGGCCCUGUAAUUAUAAUAACCCCUCAGCUUUAGUUCUUUGUACAGUAGUAGCGUACUUUCAGUAUUCUUUGUGGCCGAUCCUGUUUCUUGUACAUAGCACGUUGAAUCUCGAUUCAAUUUAACAUGUGAAUAUACUUUGGGGGUGUUGCUGUUA
Messenger RNA from Diospyros lotus (date-plum), 6820 nucleotides. Its product is annotated as autophagy-related protein 2. Gene Ontology annotation, biological process: autophagosome assembly; reticulophagy; autophagy of mitochondrion. Lineage: Eukaryota; Viridiplantae; Streptophyta; Magnoliopsida; Ericales; Ebenaceae. The record is from RefSeq and is a predicted model, not a curated record. The transcript is spliced from 15 exons. Bases 306 to 6329 code for a protein of 2007 amino acids. Gene Ontology annotation, molecular function: phosphatidylinositol-3-phosphate binding. Gene Ontology annotation, cellular component: phagophore assembly site; extrinsic component of membrane.